Messenger RNA from Knipowitschia caucasica, 876 nucleotides. Lineage: Eukaryota; Metazoa; Chordata; Actinopteri; Gobiiformes; Gobiidae. The record is from the annotation of a GenBank genome assembly.
AUGUCCUAUGUUCCCUUUCAAGAUGCCAGGUGUGCCGCGCCCCCCUUCUACUACCACCAUCAGCAGCGCUCCCACGUCCACUCUGUCCGCGCUCCGUACGUGCAGUCCUCCAGUCGUCCAUCCGUCGACCGCCAUCCUCCCAGCCGCCCCUCUGCCAGCCGCCCUCCUCCCAGCCGCCCUCCUCCCAGCCGCCCCUCCUUCGAUCAUCGCCCCUCUUUUGACCACCGCCCCUCCUUCGACCACCGCCCCUCCUUUGACCACCGCCCUGCCUACGAGCGUCCCUCCAGAGAGCGUCCAGGCCACGAGCGCUGGAACCCCCGCGUGCACGUGAUCCCCCCAACAAACGCCUACAUGUUGGACCAGGAAGAGGUUCACCCGCUCCUGAUGCGGGAGCGGCGAUCAGAAACCCACCGUAACAAGCUUCUGCGGAGGACCGUAAGCGUCCCGGUAGAGGGGCGCCCUCAACCCGAGAUUGGUGAGUCUGCUUUGCUACACACCUGCUGCUACACACCUGCUGCCACACACCUGCUGCCACACACCUGCUGCCACACACCUGCUGCCACAUACCUGCUGCCACACACCUGCUGCUACACACUUGCCUUUGUGUUGCUGCUCUGGGAAAGACUCGUGGAUGCUUUUGUCGUGGUGUUGAUGGUUCCUGAAGGUCACAGCUACGUCCCCAACGGCUACGAUCACACAAUGGUUACUUUGCUCAGUACCUUUCUUUACAUCAGGGGUCUCAUCAGGGGUCUCAUCAGGGGUCUCAUCAGAGGUCUCAUCAGGGUCUCAUCAGGGUCUCAUCAGGGGUCUCAUCAGAGGUCUCAUCAGGGAUCUCAUCUGGGAGACCCUGAUGAGAUCCUGAUAAAGCAAUUUUAA